AUGGGACGUCAAGAGGAUAAACAACAACUAGCAGCAUUAAAUGACAAGUUUGCUUAUUACACAAGUAAAGUAAUGCUGAUGGAAGCUGAUGCUUACGCGAUGGAUGCUAAACUGAGAGUAUUAACAGAAUUUCGACAGGGCGGCUCAGCAGGCAUCAGAAUAGUGUUAGAUCAACGAAUCGAAGAAGCGCAAGAUACGUUACGUAAAGUGAAUCGAGAACGGAUGGAUUCUGAAAGAAAGGCAAAUGAGUCAGAAAUACUCUAUAAUCGGAUGGAAGGACCAGUGGCGGUGGUAUCAGAACCCGUAGGCCCAGAUCCGAGACUCGAAGAUCUUGAACGUCGAAUUACGGAACUGGGUAUUAGAAUAAUCGAUCGUCGUCAAAGAGUGAAUGAAAAGCAGCUCAAAGUCCGAGGACUGAAAGAUCAGUAUCACUUGUUACUCAAUAAAGAUGCCAAUGACCUAAAACAACAGCAAGAUACUAUUUUAAAAGCUACAGCAUGCGAUGGAAAUAUGAGAAUGCGUGAUAUUGAAUACAAAGAUUUAUUGAUGCAAUUUGAUGUCGAAUAUAACACACUGUCAUCGAAACACACAUUGGUCCGUGAUCACCUUAAUUAUCCCAAACUGGUUGAAGAUCACCUGAUGGCAAUGAUCAGUGAAAAACGUAUGGAAUAUGACUUAAAAAUUGAACAAAAUCGAUCAAAAAUCUAUUUCGGAUACGUGAGAAAGUUGUACACCUAUAUCAUUGAACGUACAUUAAAAUUACGCACAAGCUCGGUGGAUAUUCACAUUUGGGACAAACUGUUGGCACACAAACAAAUUGAACUGUUGGAAGUUAAGCAAGAAGUGGCUUUACUCAGCAAACAUAACGAAUUUCUGAGACAAAGAAUGGAACAAGUACGAAGACCAGUGGGUAGAAUGACAGUCGUGCAGCAAUUGGAUAUCGAAAUAAAGCAAUUAAAUAUUGAGUAUGAACAGUUGGUAGCAACGAAUACUCAAUUAACAGAUGAACUUCGACGUUAUGAACAAUUGUUAGAUGGACAAAAUGGUUUGAAAGAAGCAUUGGACAGAGCGAGGCAAAACCGACAACAUGGCAUCACAUGGAAUUCAGAUAUCGAUACAACAUUUUUGAAUCUUAUUCC
Messenger RNA from Didymodactylos carnosus, 1139 nucleotides. The record is from the annotation of a GenBank genome assembly. Lineage: Eukaryota; Metazoa; Rotifera; Eurotatoria; Philodinida; Philodinidae.